Cuscuta campestris is the source of this 1104-nucleotide messenger RNA. The record is from the annotation of a GenBank genome assembly. Lineage: Eukaryota; Viridiplantae; Streptophyta; Magnoliopsida; Solanales; Convolvulaceae.
AGAAUUGAAGGCAAAAUUUUGGGUCCCCUCCCUCAUGUUUUUAAAACCAAACAAGGGGAUGGACUCAGAUUCCCUUCCCUCCCCUCCAACCAAACAGACCCUAAGGCUAGGCCUGCCGUGGCAACGGAAGCAAGAGUGGAAAAAUCAGAAGGAUAGAAUUAGAAUUGCUGUAGUUUGUAUUGCACUCCAUAUGGCACACAUAUAUAUCACACCAAUCAACUACAUCAACAAAGAGUAUAAAAGGAGAAAACCGAAGUCCAAAGAGAAGAAAUUAGGCUAAUGCUGUUUUAUAUACUAACAUAACCUCAAGUAUAAAUCUGGAUUCAAAAGGAGCAUCGGUGUUUAUGUGUGCAAAUUCAAAAUAUUAUGUUCUGUUGUAAUAACAUCUGCUUUUCUGUGAUACUAUAUACUUAAAAAAAACAAACACCCCCUUAGUGUAGGUAAUUCAGUAUUGUUAUAUAUGGAUUAUCUGCAUCAUUUUAUGACUUAUGAUGAGUUUGGUUUCCUUUGUGAAGGUUCAUGAUGAGUUGAGUUUACCAAAUGGUGUCUUGAGGCUUAAGCCUAAACGGGGAUAUGGCCAGCACAAUGGGGUGAAAAGUGUAAUGGAGCAUCUGGAUGGCUGCCAUCAAUUCCCACGACUUUGCAUAGGAAUUGGAAACCCGCCUGGAACAAUGGAUAUGAAGGCGUUCCUUCUCCAGAAAUUUAGUAAAACUGAACGCGAACAGGUGGACACUGCACUGAAAGAAGGGGUUGAGGCGGUGAGAAUGCUGGUGUUGGAAGGACACAGUAGCAGUUUGAGAAGAUUUAACAUUGAGCAGAAGUUCAAGUACCACAAAGUUUGAUCCCAUUAUCAUGGUGAUGUUGGAGGAAGCGUGAGUAUGAUAUGGUCGUCGUAUUUUGAGAUUCCAUCCAGGUUUUGUGCCUUUUAAGGGGUCGUUUACUAGAACUUAUUUAUCUCAAGUAAAUUGAAUGUUACUGAGCUGAACUUAAUUGAUUUUACUUAAAUUGUACUUAUAGAUAAUACUGAAUUAGGUAUCGAAUUCGGGAAAAAUUUUAAGUUCUUAAAUUAGGUAUUCCUCUUUCAACGUCUGGACUAAUUAUUAC